This is a messenger RNA of Gracilinanus agilis (Agile Gracile Mouse Opossum), 1901 nucleotides long. RefSeq names its product indoleamine 2,3-dioxygenase 2 (gene IDO2). The coding region runs from base 1 to 1221 and encodes 406 amino acids. Gene Ontology annotation, biological process: 'de novo' NAD+ biosynthetic process from L-tryptophan. The record is from RefSeq and is a predicted model, not a curated record. Gene Ontology annotation, molecular function: indoleamine 2,3-dioxygenase activity; heme binding; L-tryptophan 2,3-dioxygenase activity. The transcript has 10 exons. Gene Ontology annotation, cellular component: cytoplasm. NCBI's taxonomy places the organism in Eukaryota, Metazoa, Chordata, Mammalia, Didelphimorphia, Didelphidae.
AUGGAGACUCAGAACAUGAAUCUGAAAAAGCCUGUGUUAUUCACUCUUGGAAAGUUUUGCAUUUCUGAAGAUUAUGGUUUUAUCCUUCCGGAUCCAUUGCAGGAACUUUCCCAUUACUACAUGCCCUGGAUGGAAAUUGCCAGCAAUUUGCCUUUCAUGAUUGAGAGUCAUGAGCUCCGAGUCCGUGUGGAUGCGAUGCCUCUACUAAGCUGUCACUUCCUGAAAGGUCACCGAGAACAAUACUUGGCCCACCUGCUGCUAAGCUGUAUUACAAUGGGAUAUGUCUGGCAGGAAGGAGAGAAGCAUAUUCCUAAGGUUUUGCCAAGAAACCUGUCCCUUCCCUUUGUGGAGAUCUCUCGAGCCUUGGGUCUGCCCCCUAUCCUGGUGCAUUCAGAUUUGGUCCUGGCAAACUGGAAGAAAAAGGAUCCAGAUGGUCCCCUGGAAAUAAGGAACCUGGACACCAUUGUAUCACUUCCAGGAGGUGAGAGCCUGAAGGGCUUUGUCCUAGUGACUCUUUUGGUGGAGAAGGCAGCAGUGCCUGGUAUUAAGGCACUUGUUAAGACCAUAAAUGCCAUCCUCCAGUCCAAUGAAGAUGCUCUACUCCAGGCAUUGCAGCAGCUGAGAACAUCCAUUGAUGAGAUGGCCAAAGCCUUGAGACAGAUGCAUGAUUAUGUAGAUCCAGCCAUAUUUUAUGCAGUCAUCCGGAUCUUUCUGUCUGGCUGGCAGGAUAAUCCAGCAAUUCCAGAUGGGCUGAUAUAUGAAGGAGUCUCAGACGAACCUUUGAAAUAUUCUGGAGGGAGUGCAGCUCAGAGCACAGUAUUUCAUGCAUUUGAUGAAUUAUUAGGUGUUUGUCAUAGCAAGGAAAGCACUACCUUCUUGCACAGAAUGAGAGAAUACAUGCCUCCUUCUCAUAGAGCCUUCAUAGAGGAAAUCCACUCUGCUCCUUCUCUGAAGAAGUUCAUCUUGUCAUCUAGGAGCUGCCUGCUACAUGAAGCCUAUAACCAGUGUGUGAAAGCCCUGGCUGAACUGAGGAGCCAUCACAUCAACAUUGUGGCCAAGUACCUCCUUACUGGGGCAGCCAAGGCCAAAGACCAGCUGGACCAUCUUGCACGGCCACCUCAGGCACUGGCAGAGAAGGGCACGGGGGGAACAGCUGUCUUCAGUUUUCUGAAAAGUGUCAGGAACACAACCCUGGAAGGAAUCAUUGACCAAUGUGGAUGAAUUUACCCCAGCUUCUGGUAGUCUAAAGGAAAGAAAGAGGACAGAUCUUACCUCCCCUUUCCUUUUUUCUUUUCUAGCCCCUACACUUUCCCCACGUCCUGCUCCUCAAGUGUAAUAUCAGAAAUCCAUUGAGUAUAUUCCAAAUAGAAUCCUGUGUUUCUGGGCUCCAUGGAACAUCCUGUUCUGCUUUGUUUAAGAGCUGUCUCUCAUCACAGGGAAGGAUUAGCAUUGCCCUUUGCCUAAGACACUUCCUUGUCUGAGCAGUGUUUAAUUCAUGACAAACAGUUUUGGACACAUCCCCAUUUAUAAAUUUAUAGUUGACUGUGUCUGCUUUGUGCUAUCUGUAAGACAAAUCUGCCCUUAGUGUAGAACCCCCAAACAAAUCAAAUGUUGUAUGAUUACCUUGUUGACUAUUUCUUUACAGGAAAAGUUCAACAUUCCUUCAACUCUUAAUGCCAUCACAGCAUUCAUUUUAAAAUCCUACAAUAUAAGCUCCAUGCUAUUUCACUUUUGUCUUUGCUUUCCCAAUGCCUAUCAGAGUGCCCUUGCACAUAGUAGCUGUUUAAUAAAAGAUUGCUAAAUUUUGAAUUAUUUAAUUUUUGUCUAUUUUCCAAUGGCUAGCACAAUGAUCCCCACAUGAUAAAUGAUUGAAAAAAGUUUUGAAUAAAUGAAUGAAUGAA